AUGUUCCAGAAAUGGAAUGUAGUGACUUCGUCGAAGCCUCUCUCUGAUUUUAUGCUUUUGGACCCAGAAACUGAGAUUGAUGAUGAAGAGUCUGACUUUGGAGCAUUUGGGCAUGAGGAUUCAAAGCAAGACGAUGAUGAUUUGGAGCCUCAUUCAUUGCGACGUUCAAUAUUUAAAGGAUUAGACGAGGACGAUCUUCUGGAUGAUUCACUGGACUUGAAGAACCUUGGGCUUUCAGAUGCUUGUCUUGCAACUCUAGCUCAAAAAGUGAACGAUAAUGUGAAGGAUCCUUGCACGUCUUUGGAAGAUUCAGUGAAGGGCAAACCAUUUGUUACUAGUGGCGCUCUACCUGAUCCGAAGGCGUCAAUGCUAGAAGAUGGGUAUGCGGCACUAGAUAUGGAUAGAACUUCAAGGCCUACGAUAACAUUGGGAAAAGACGAAUAUGAAAGUCUUCCUUCUUACAUGAAGGCUCUAGCAUCUUGGGAGGAUCUGCUCAGUGCGGUGCAGAAAUUCAACUCGGUCCUCGGUGGCAAGAGGGAAACAAAUGGGUCUUACUACUUCCGUUCAGAUGAGAUUCCGACUCUAGGCCUUGGCCAUAAGGAAAAAGCGUACACGGUGCUGCUGACGCGAAUGAAGAGAUUUGUGGUUGAGACAAGUGACGGUGUCGUAUCUUACAGGGUUGCAUAG
Thlaspi arvense is the source of this 687-nucleotide messenger RNA. The record is from the annotation of a GenBank genome assembly. NCBI's taxonomy places the organism in Eukaryota, Viridiplantae, Streptophyta, Magnoliopsida, Brassicales, Brassicaceae.